UCUGUGAAAAUGUCUGUUAAGAACUCACCUGUGAUUAACAGAUUAGGAAUAACAGCUCCCUCUUAUGAAAAACUCAUGAGGUUUAAUUUGCAAAAUUUAAGAAAAAGAAGGAGUAGUAAAUCAAAGCCACCAUUUUCAAUCACAACAAAAUUCAUCUUGAGAUUCAAUGGAACAAAAAAUCCAAAAGAGAAGGAAAAAUUAUUGGAACUAGCUAGAAAGGCCGUUAUCAGAUAUAAGAGAAAACUGGGUCUCAGAACCUUGAGCACCGGGAAGCAUGUCCAUCUCCCUGCUGCGUGGGUUGAAGUAUCUUAUCUGGCUCAGUGCAAAGGAGAAAUCCAAGAUGAAGCUUUAAAUAUGCUUUAUAGUUCCUUGGACCAUGCUUUCUUUGGUUGUGAUCAUCUACCUGCCUUAUUUUUUCUUGCGGAAUCAGUUUUAUAUAGACUCUGUUGUGAUGCAUUCCUAAAGACAUACUUAUAUUCAGUUGAAAUAAAGCUGGCAAAGAUUGCCUAUUUGAUCUUCUUAAGACUUUUUAUAUAUUUCCUGCAUGGUCACCUAGAAAGUUUUAAACAACAUUUACUUAGACUUCAACCUUAUUUAUAUGCACUUUAUUUCUCUGAAGAAUCAUAUUACAAUUAUCCAAACAUUUUUUCAAAUAUACAAUUUGUUCUGAAAACCAUGGAAAUUAUAUGUACAAGAGAAUUAUCUGAAUCAGUUUUUAGCCCUGUGGAAAACAAUAUGCAACAUAAGAACAUAGAUUCUGAUACGGAAGGGUAUGAAGUAAACACCCUGCUCUGGCACUGCGUUGCUGCUUGGGCCUGUGUUCAGAAGGAUAGUCCUCAGUUGAAUAAGGUGCUUGAACAUGUCACCUUUCUUAAAACACAGCUUCAGAAGAAAUGCUGGAUGGAUUCAGCACUGGCUUUGUUGGUCCUUGGGGAGGCUGCCAAACUAAACAUGGCCUGCUUGAAAACUUUAAUGGACCUAAUGAGAGAUUUUCUUUUGAGCGUUAUGACUGUUCAGAAUCAGAAAGAAAACGGCAAGGUUGAUGAUUUUUCCUGGGCCUGGAAUAUAGUCUACUCAUAUAUAACAAUUCUUACAGAAAUCUGCAUGUAUGCCACCAUUUCUAAUUUGCGAAAAGCUGCUUUUGUUGGUUUCUGUGGCUGUAAAAGUUCAAAAACAUGUAUUUUACCCAUGGACAAAUCAGAAGAACAGCCAGAACUGAGGGAAACAAGUAUUUUAGGUCUUUUGAACUAUUUCUCUUCAAAAAUGUCAGAUAAUUGUGAUAAAGUGGUAUGGACUGGAUACUAUGGCCUAGUGUAUAACCUGGUGAAAAUGUUAUGGGAACUUCGGGGAGAUGAAGAACAAGAUGGACUUAGAACCCAAAUAUGGCAAACAUUACAAAAAACUAAGGAGCAUGAAAAAGAUGAGCGGAUCCAGAAUGCAAUAAAUAUAGCUCAGGCUGAGUUAAAUGACCCCAUAGAUCCUUUCACUCGUUACAGUAAAAAAGUUUCAUCAAAUAUAGGGGACGAAAUUUUCUCCAAGUAUAUAGGAUGGAGAAUUGCCAAUGCACUUUCCAAACUAUUCUUACCCUCCACCGAUGCCUGUAUUCUUCCUUUGCAAAAAACAUUGAUAAAACAGGAUCAAAUGAAAUAUCUGAAUAAAAACCAAGAUUCUAUGAAGAAGAAAGUUCUACAUUUUACUGUAAGGGAACAUCCUUCUGUUGCAGAACUCCUCAUGUUUCCAUAUCCAGAUUUCCUCACCAAGGCAGAUGAAGAAUUGGCAAGAAUCAUUAACCAUCAUUGGCAGAAAGAGCAAAAGAACCGACAGAAAAAAGAUGCAAUAUUUGAGGCCGAAGAACGUGCAGACAAAGAGUUAGAGGAAAAAAAGCACUUCAAGGAGAUUAUGAAGAAAAGAGAAGAGAAACUACACAAGCAUACCAAACCUUAUGAACUUCCUCCUAGGCCUGAAGACAUUUCCGUAGAAAAGAAAACGACCUCCCCAAAAUUGAGUCCCAUAUGCCAGAAAUUCAUUGCAUAA
Molecule: messenger RNA, 2034 nt
Organism: Molossus molossus (Pallas's mastiff bat)
Lineage: Eukaryota; Metazoa; Chordata; Mammalia; Chiroptera; Molossidae
Gene: TMEM232
Product: transmembrane protein 232
Exons: 13
Source: RefSeq, a predicted model, not a curated record